AAUACCGCGAAAUGUUUUGAUGUGAUGUGAAAGUGCAGUGUUUAUCAGUUAAAAUUUGAGAUUGUCGACAUGCAACUAUGACAAGUUUUUACGACUAUGGUUAAGAAAGAGGGCGUUAUGGACGCAUUUUCGAGUCCAAGGCCAACGCCAAGAUUCUUUCAAGAUGUCCAAACGUUCUCCACUAAAAAGGCAAAGGGGACUCCUAGAGAUUCCUUGCCACCAAGACCUCCAGUGAAGAGUGCACCUCCAGUUAGUAGGAUAUUCCCUCAUAGGCCAGUGGAGAGAGCUCAGAUUGUCUCAUUCAGAAGCCAAGACAGCAAUGGAUCUUUCCUUGGUAAAUCAAGUAACAAUGACAGAAAUCUGUAUUUUGAGCAAGAGUUUGAAAUUAUAUGCAAGAUUGGUAUGGGAUCAUUUGGAGAGGUAUAUAAAGUCAAAAGUAAAGAAGAUGGCAAACUGUAUGCUGUGAAGAGGUCCCAUGAAAGAUUUAGGGGUGAUGCUGACAGAAGGAGGAAGCUAGAAGAAGUAGCCAAGCAUGAGACACUUCCACCUCAUCCUAACUGUGUUACAUUCUACAGGGCAUGGGAGGAACGACAACGAUUAUAUAUACAGGCUGAACUCUGUAAAAUAAGUUUUUCAGAAUAUACAGAUCAGCACCAUGAGAUGUUAGAAGAGGGAAUCUGGAACUUCUUAGUGGAUUUAUUAAUGGCAGUAAAACAUUUACAUGAUCAUAACCUGGUUCACAUGGAUAUAAAACCUGAAAACAUAUUCAUAUCAUAUGAUAAUAUUUGUAAACUUGGAGACUUUGGUCUGGUUCUGGAUGUAUCAAAGGGAUGUGAUUUAUCUGAGGCCCAGGAAGGGGAUCCAAAGUAUAUAGCACCUGAGCUGAUGGAUGGAAAAUUUGGUAAACCUGCUGAUGUAUUCAGUUUAGGAAUGGCUACACUAGAAUUGGCUGGUGACCUGGACCUCCCAAGAGGAGAGGAAGGCUGGCACUUACUCAGGUCUGGUACAAUUCCAGAAGAAUUUCUAAGAGAUAAAUCUUUUGAUCUGAAGUAUGUGAUACGUCAAAUGUUGGAUCCUGAUCCUAGAAGUCGUCCUACAGUAGACCAAGUAUUAGCUUUUCCUUAUGUUAGAAGGAUGUGGAAAAGACGAAGAAGAGAAUAUGUGAUGAAAAGUGUUAUUAACUCCAUUAAAGCCAUGUUCUUUCGUCUCUUACAAUUUGUGUUCAUGAUAACCAGUGUGUUCAGCUUCCCUGUGAAGAAGAUCAGGGAAAGACAAGUGCCUAGUUCAAGCAGUCAUAAUACCAGUUAUAGCUCAGGGUAUCCUCUCGAUCAUAGUAUUUCUGAUGAUGAAUGUUUUGAGGAUGACAUUAGUAUUCAUAACAACUCAGUUGGUGCUCCAUUAGAUAGUUCUUCAUCAAGUGAUGGAUUCUCAUCAGAAUUUAUAGUGCCAAGUCGACCAAUGCCAAGACAUGCAUUCACCACUCCAGCCAUACGCCAUAGGUCUAUAGGUUUUAUGUCUGCACCAAUGAGUUCAUCACCAGUUUUACCAGGCAGAAUUAGGAAAUUAUCCAGUCCAAACACCAGUUUUGAGUCUAGUUUUGAUGAAGAAAGAUGUACAACACCAACAUUAAACAGUAGUAAAGAUGGCUUACUAGAUACAGAAGAACUAGCCAAACCUUGUAUUGGUCCAAGGAAUCUAAUGAAUAUGUUUGAAGCUGCCAGUGAUGAAGACUGAUGGUAAUAAUGAUGUUUUGUUGAUUUAUGAUGAAUUCUGUAAUCACAUCACCAUAUUUGACAAAGACAAAAGAAUUUAUUGUUGAAGUGUUAAUCACAUCACCAUAUUUGACAAAGACAAAAGAAUUUAUUGUUGAAAUGUGGAAUUUCUGCUGAAAUGGAAAGAUGACUUAAGUGAUUGUUAUUCAGGAAGACAUCAGAUGCAGCAACUAUUUUGUAAACCACUUAUAUUGUAUAUUUCUUGCAAAUUUUGUAUUUUUUAAUAAAUGUUCUGUUAUUUUUCAUGUACUGAUCAUAUGUAAUGAUAGAAAUUUUUUGUAUUAGAGUUUAAUGUAAUGAAUAUCAUUCUUGAACUGCUUGACAUAGUAUACAUUUUACUUGAACACAUGAAGUGCUGUAAUUAGCAAUGGGUGAGAUUUUUGAGAAUAUGUAGUUGAUAAGGGCUACUCCAUAUAAAAAGUAUAAUCAACCCAAUGGUGGAGGCUCUUUAUUUAUGAUACAAAUAUGGAUCCUUCUAUCAAUAAAACUGCUGAAUCUGAUUUACCAAUUUUAAAGACUUUGUUUUGCCCUAGACAAGGGAUCAAAUACAUACAACUUACACACUCUUUAAGGGCAGCACAUUGUUAUAUAUCUACUGUUUUUAGGCUAAGAGGUUGAUCACAUAUAAUUAUUAAUUUUGUUGUGAUUUAUAUACAAUUCAGAAUUACCAUCAUCAUGAAAAGUCAGGUGAAUAACAUAUGUAGUACAAGGUGUAAAAACACAUGAAGAUCUGUGUGACCAAAAAAGGUCUUAAAAUAAACAACUACCUGACAGCAACCCCCCAAAAAAAUUUAGUCAUCUGACUUAUUUACGACCUUUAUUAGUGUACUAAGUUCAAACCUCAUUAUGCCAUACUUUAACAAAAUUUAUCUGAUAAAUUGCGACCAAGUACAUAAAACUCCACUAGGCAGAUGAUAACCAAAGGUCUCGCCUGUCUUAAAAUAAGACAUGUUAUGGUAAUUGUAUGAGUAUAUUUUUGUCCUCCCUAAGUUAUGAAGUGUAUUGUAUUAAUCACUGCCUUUCCUCUCUCUUCCCUUUAACUGCUGAUUAUAUAAACUUGUUUAAGUGCUCACCAUUUGUAUAUAUAUUGUAUUGUUUUUUAUGAACAGUUUAAAAUGUCUUUAUUAUUUUCUUGGUGUAUUUUGUUAUGACAUGUGUUCUUAUAUGCUGCUGUUAAAGAAUACAUCUUUAUGAACUAUGUUUCCCUCUACAUGAACUAUGAACUACAAUGUAUGUUUCCACUCAGAUACUUCUAACAACCAGGUAUGGCUUAGCGAUAAUCAGAUUAAUAGAAAUUACAAAUGUGUAAUAAUUCUUUGUGCAUAUUUACUUAUAAAUUGUUUAUUGUUAUGAAAUGUAUAAAAAUGUUUAGAAAUUAUGCAUGAGGUUAGUGUGACUCCAGUAUGAUAAAACCUUAAAAUAGUAACGUUAUUUUAACAAUAUACAGUGCUUUUUCUAUAACAAUUAUGUACUUCAGUUAAUCUUGUUUUUGCUUCUUUUUUUUUUUGUAAUAGUGCUUUCAGUUCAUUCAGGAUUCACAGAUUUUGUUAAUUGCUUUUUGAUCCAAAAUGACUUAUUGUACAGAAUUAAUAUUUGCUCAUUUGUGAUUUAUUAUAGAACCCUUUUAAACUUAGAGAAUCAAAGAAUUUCUAUUGACUCAAUUAGUUUUAUGGUUCUGUGAAGGAAAAAAGAAGAUAACUGGUAUUCCUAAUUUGAACCUAUGAUAUUUGUAUUUUAAAGAGGAGAUAAGCAAACCAUACUUUACAAGUUGUGUUUAUCUAAGUAAACAUACUAAUGAGACCAUGUUUACAAGUUAUAUGAUUCAUGAUAGGACCCUCUUAAGCUGUGAGAAUCAAAGAAGUCCUAUUGACCUGAGUAAUUUUAUGGUUUUGUCAAAUCAAUGUAGGUUUCUCACAAAGUAUUAAGUUGUUUUUCUAUAGGAAUUGUAAGUUGCAAAACUUCAUGCACAGAAAAUUGUUGAUUUAAAAAAUCUGCAAACACUUCAGGCUUAAAAAUUUAAUUGCAUAUAAUAGAUGUAGGAAAUUAUGUUACUUUCAGUAAUGAUGUACAUUAACUUUCCAUACUAAUAGAUUAUACUAUACUUCAGAACUUUCCAUACUGGUAGAUUAUACUAUACUUCAGAACUUUCCAUACUGGUAGAUUAUACUAUACUUCAGAACUUUCCAUACUGGUAGAUUAUACUAUACUUCAGAACUUUCCAUACUGGUAGAUUAUACUAUACUUCAGAACUUUCCAUACUGGUAGAUUAUACUAUACUUCAGAACUUUCCAUACUGGUAGAUUAUACUAUACUUCAGAACUUUCCAUACUGGUAGAUUAUACUAUACUUCAGAACUUUCCAUACUUGUAGAUUAUACUAUACUUCAGAACUUUCCAUACUGGUAGAUUAUACUAUACUUCAGAACUUUCCAUACUGGUAGAUUAUACUAUACUUCAGAACUUUCCAUACUGGUAGAUUAUACUAUACUUCAGAACUUUCCAUACUGGUAGAUUAUACUAUACUUCAGAACUUUCCAUACUGGUAGAUUAUACUAUACUUCAGAACUUUCCAUACUGGUAGAUUAUACUAUACUUCAGAACUUUCCAUACUGGUAGAUUAUACUAUACUUCAGAACUUUCCAUACUGGUAGAUUAUACUAUACUUCAGAACUUUCCAUACUGGUAGAUUAUACUAUACUUCAGAAAGUGAGAUUUUAGUUAUGUUGCAGCAUAGAUAUUGACAAUUUGUAAAGCUAAAUAGUUUGUUGUCAAAAUGUAAGAAUUUGUUUUGAUACACCUUCAGUGGUAAAUGCUGAGUUAAAAAAUACCAUCGAAGGUUCCUUAAUCUGAUUACAGAAAACUUAUAAUGCAAUAGGGCAAGCCAUUGAUAUAUUGUUUCAUGUAAACACUAAAACCACUUUGUGUUCUUACUUAUAGAGCAGAACAGGAUGUUGAAAUAAAAAAAAUAAAACCAUA
Mytilus californianus (California mussel) is the source of this 4747-nucleotide messenger RNA. Its product is annotated as membrane-associated tyrosine- and threonine-specific cdc2-inhibitory kinase-like. Gene Ontology annotation, molecular function: ATP binding; protein kinase activity. Lineage: Eukaryota; Metazoa; Mollusca; Bivalvia; Mytilida; Mytilidae. Gene Ontology annotation, biological process: protein phosphorylation. The record is from RefSeq and is a predicted model, not a curated record. Bases 97 to 1734 code for a protein of 545 amino acids. The transcript is spliced from 16 exons.